This is a messenger RNA of Neohortaea acidophila, 1723 nucleotides long. RefSeq names its product beta-lactamase/transpeptidase-like protein. Lineage: Eukaryota; Fungi; Ascomycota; Dothideomycetes; Mycosphaerellales; Teratosphaeriaceae. Bases 110 to 1681 code for a protein of 523 amino acids. The transcript is spliced from 2 exons. The record is from RefSeq and is a predicted model, not a curated record.
GUCGAACAAUCCAACCACGAACUUCAGCCAGGCUCACUUUCGUCCUCCAAGUCCUGUACCGAAACAGACACCCAACGUAGAAAUGAGUAAUAGACGAUAAAACGCCAGCAUGGCCUCAUCGACGCCCAAACCUCUCUUCCCAGACGGCAUCGAUGACUUGGUCGCCUCGGUGCAGUCUCAGUACAGCAUUCCCAGCCAGUGCAUCGGCAUUGUUGAUGGCACUCGAACCGCCACUAGAGCUUAUGGACUUGCGCAACUCCCAAACACCCCGGCGACAGAGGACACGCUGUACUAUAUCGCCUCUUGCACGAAGUCGUUCACCGCAACGACGCUGCAAUGCCUGCUCGGCAAUUUAAAAGGGACAGUAUCGCUCCAAACCACACUGGCCUCCGUCCUACCAGCGGAUGACUUCGCGCUCGCAGAAAGCACCUACGCCACGGAGCGAGCUACUCUCGAAGACGCGCUCGCGCACCGCCUGGGCACCGCUCGGCACGACCUCAGCUACGGCGGGCGCGCAGACUACACCGUCGCGGACGCCGUGCGCUCGCUGCGCCAUCUCACUCCCGCAGUCGCUUUUCGCGAAAAACACCAUUACCUUAACCUAGGGUACAUGACUGUGCAGCACGCUAUUGAAACCCUGGCAGGCGGCGAGGGCAUUGAGGCACUACAUGAGCGAUACAUCUGGGCGCCGCUGGGGAUGCGGACGACGUUUAUUUCGCUGGCGACUGCGCGCGAGGCAGCUGCCUCCCGGAUGGCGGAGGGGUACACGCGCGACGCUGCGGAGCCGGAGACCGUUAUCGUCGCGCCGUACGUGGAUGACUACCCGCUUGUUGGAGGCGGGGGGAUCAUCUCCUCCAUCGCGGAUAUGACGCGCUACAUGGCGGCGGUCGUGCACAACGGUUUCCCCACGCUCAGCUCCGAGGCGUACGAGGAUCUGUUCGUGCCGCGCGUGGUGGCUGGCGACUCGCCGCAUAAAGCGUGGUCGACGCAGUUGUACGCGCUCGGGUGGAAGGUGGCGACGUUCCAUGGACAUCGCAUCGUUCACCACGAUGGCGGCAUUUGCGGAUUUGCGGCUAAGAUGCUGUUUCUCCCGGCGCAGCGGUGGGGUGUUGUGGUGCUUGCUAAUUCUGACGCAGGCGGUUCGGCGGGUAAUGAGACUGUGUUGUUACGCUUGCUGCGCGAACGACUAGGUCUCGGAGAGGGAGAGGAGGGCGCUGAAAUCUUCGCGGGCUGGGAGAAGGAGUUCGCGGAGAUACUCCAGCGAGCAAAAACGGCGCGAGAGAGAUUAUACCCCCCGGCCUCACGACCAACAACCCCCCUCUCCCUUCCCCUGGACGCAUACGAAGGAGCAUACUCCAACGCAGGCUACGGCCUUAUGCACGUACGCCGAACACGCGCCACGGACAACGUGCCCUGCCGCUCGAAGAUCGCGUCUAUCCUGCACGCCGAGUGGCCUGGCCGACUCAUGGAUUUCGUUUUCGACUUUGAGCACGUGGGUGGAGAGGAGUUUGUGGUGUGGGUGGACACGGCGACGUCGAGUGCUAUGGUUCGCAGUGGGCAGCGGGGGCGGUUUGUGGUGCGGGAUGGGAGGGUAAAGAUGCUGGGGGUGAAUCUGAGCCCGUUUGAGGAGAGGACUGAUGAUGAGAACUUGAUGGUUUGGUUUAGUAGGGUUGUGGAGUGAGGGGGGUUGGAUCACAGACGCGAGCCUAUCUUAAACUCUAAA